AUGUUGUCUAGACAUGGUAAAAGUGAAGGCGUCCAGCAAUCACAAGCCAUGAUGACCAGCGGAGCGAAGUGUUGUAAUCCAUCUGCAGUUCGGAGGCCAGAUACUCUCGCCUUGUCGCUAAUCGACGCGUGUAACAGAGACUCAAACUCGCCCGCUCGAGGGCCAAAGACAAACUUGACGCCGAGCUUUGUUGUCUUGUGCAGAGCAAACCGACAGGCUUCGUCGGCUACAGCCGUCCCGCCGGUCGUAUCGAGGACGACGACAUUGGCCAGACCGCGUUUCUCGCGUUGGAAAGGGUCGAUUGCAUAUUCUAGUCCCUCCUCAGCAGCCAAGCGUCGUGUUGGUCAGAAGCCGAGUACCUGGCUUCGAUUUUUCGACAGUAGCAAGGUUAAAAGCCGGUAGCUUGUCGCCAUCCGUCGUGAUAAGAUUGCCAUUGGGUAUGGAAACGCUUAUGAAUUCUUCAUGCCAGAGGAGGCAGUCUUUCCGCUAGCCAGCUCCUUAUUCCACUUCUUCCAGCCUUCGAUAGCCUGAAGUGAUAGGUCUUGACAGAUGUCCACGCCUCCAAAAGCAGAACGUAUGAUCUUAUUGGUGUCGGCGGAGGCUGCAUCGGCUCCUUCGAAGUAAAAUACUGCGAAGCAUCGUAAGGUUGUUCGUCAAAGACCGUGACGUUUUGGUAUCCUCGUUGGGCCAGAUAAGAACGAUCCUGUCGUCGGGAGACAGCUUCAUGUGGUGUAGGAGCCGCAACAUCCUUCUUCAUCAAUGACGGGAUCGGGCGCCUGUGGUCGUUCCGGCUGUACGUCCUGGUAUGGACCAUCGGCGAGAUGAUAGCAACAGCUAGCAGCGGACUCCUGGCAGUCUUGUACGUCGCUCGUAUAGUAUCUGGACUCGGGAUCGGCGCUCUCACAGUCACCGGACCAGUGAGCCUAGUGGAGAUCGCUUCAUACGAGAUCAGAGGUCUGAUAGCUGUCUGGUUCAGUGUGGCAAUGUUGCUGUCUCUGUUCGUCGCGGCCUUCUGCACCUAUGGUGGGUGUCUUCAUGUCCCUGCAGAGCCUUUGCAGUAUCAGAUCGUGUUCUUUGCUCUAUGCAUAUUCACGGCACUGGUAUGCCUCCUAAGCUUCUGUGGCUUUUGCUACGAAUCUCCCCGCUGGCUGUUCCUGGUGGGUAAAGACGAAGAGGCGAAGAGGCGAACAGGAAUCUUGUCAAGCUUCGGGGACUCGGCGAGGAACAUCCACGCGUGGUGCAGGAGCUUCAGGCAAUUAUCCGGCAGAGAGAAUAGGAUCGAAUGCAUGGCGUGGCCUUCACCUCGUGGGAAGGGCUUCAAGUCAUAUCGUACGCCCUCGCGCAGCUGUCUGGAGCGAACAGUGUGACGUCGUACUUGGUGCCGAUGUUGCAAGUAGUUGGUGCUGCCAACAACGACACGGCGCAUUCGCUGUUGAUCAGCGGCAUCUACAGCUUUACGAAGUUUUGCUUCACGCUCAUGGUCAGCUUCUUCUUCAUCGAUGCUCUUGGUCGAAGGCGAAGCCUGUUCGUUGGUAAGUUGUCCGAAUCAUCAUAUAGAGCGUCAUUGGCUGGCAAUGUACCAGGUAUGACAAUCCAAAUGAUCAGCGAUACAUAUGUUGGCGUCUUCAUCCGCUUCAAGCAUAUGGGCAAGGUCUCAGACUCGGCCGGCCAAGCCGUAAUCGCGAUGAUAUUUCUGCAUGGCUUUGGCUGUGCGGUUGGUGUCUCUGCGACGCGUUUAUGCCUGUUGCAAAGGGAUCUCAUUGACGCGUUGCAAAGGCCUCCUAGUGCUCCCGUAUGUCUUUGGCGCGGAGGGUCUGGCCAAAUCAUCUGCGAUCGUUCGGCUCUGCGGUCGCCCAAUCCUUCCACUUCUUGUUCUUUCUCGGUGACGAUCAAAGCCUGCCGUCGCUGCUCGCCCGUACCAACGACUGAGGCGCUUUUCUGUUCCUCGCCGGCCGGUGCCUGGUGUCUUUGAUUUACGUGUUUCUCGUGGUGCCGGAAACACAGGGCUUGAGUCUUGAGCAAACCGACGCGUUGUUCGAAGGUCCUUGGCCUAUAGCAUAUCGGAGCAAGAGGAUGCUGCGCUCCGAGCCUGUCGUUGAAGGAUUCGAAUCAAGGUACAUGUCUUUACCUAGCAGUUGAAGACGUGUCUUGCUGACCGCAGGCCUAGCAGCUACAGCGACAGCACCACGGCGGAGGAUACAAGCCGCAAAGUCGUCUACGCGCAACAAGACUCCGCAUGAGCUAUGUUUCAGGAGGCCAAGCUGGAGACAUGGAGUUGGUGAAGGUCUUGGGUGCAGGGAAAGGUGUUGCCCUCAUGAUGAAGUAUGAUGAAGCAUGUGAAAGAAAGAAGCACAGCGGGGACUUCGACUUCCCAUGGACCGAGGCAUCUCUCUCAGCUCGGGUACUUUGCGACAACAGGCGACGAAACGUGUGACACCACUUCCACUACCUCCCGCCUCUCCAAACCCAUGUCCAACUCCUCCACCGCACGCCGCGCACCCCGUCUGCGCCUUCGAUCCGCACAGUCGCCAUGUCGGAUUCUUCGCGACGCUCCUCCGGCUCGUCAGCCAGCAACUUGUCCAAGCGACCAAUCGAUCCCAUCACGCGGACCGCGUUGCGAUAUACCCUCUCCCCUCGUGAAUAUGGACUCCUGCACGCAUACUUGAUCUCGAGGGCGCCCAAGCGAAUACAGAAGCAGACACCGAGUCCGGCACGCUAUGAGACGAUUGCGAAGAGCAGGACGGAAAGCGGCGACUACAAUGUCGCCGCUGUACGAGCGGCAUUGCGGGUGUACUUGUCGCUGUUCUUGGGAUUGAAAGGGUUUGAGAUGGCCAUGCGCAGGAUAGCGAGCAUGAGGGGCGCAAAACCACAGCAGCAAGCUCCAGGUCCGCGAUACAAGAACACGAGAAUAGCCUUGUCCUUCUCCACGAUGCUACUCUUCCACCGACUGCUGCAUCGUUUCUUCAAACGACUACGAGCAUCAUUGCUGGAAGACUCCGCGACGCCGUUUCGGGCACGAAACCCAGGAGUUUCCAAAGCAUUGACAUCGAAGUACACUCCCGCAGUCGGCGCGUCGCUGGCUGGUGUUUUCCUGGGCCUCAGUCCAAUGGAGCAGCUGAGGAUGACCAUCACCAUCUACGUGAUGACGCGCAGCUUGGAAUUCGGUUACAAUGCUCUGUCCGAGCAGGGCUAUCUGUGGAAGAAAGACCAAGACAGACCUUGGUGGUUUGGCAGCUGGUUGCUGAUGCCCUUCGCCGCUGGUCAGCUGCUGCAUGCCUUUGUGUUCGAUCGAGACUGUUUCCCCGAAGAUUUUGGCGCGUUUAUCCUCAAGCGCAGCCCCGAAUAUAUUCAGUUCCGACCGAAAGACUAUCCUGUUGGCAGGCCUUGGCCAGGUACAUUUGAUAUCGUGGACGGCCUCGCACAACUCAGCAAGCUGCGAUGGCCGCCGUUCAUCUCGCCCAUUCUGUUCCCUGGAAACAAGGCCACUCUCCCGAACAACGCAGCAAUCCAGAAACUCGCUCCGAUCUCCGCGCCAGCGCACCCAGGAAUUCGACACACCUCUUGCGCCUUCCUCCACCCUCGAGAUCCUAGCUGUGCCAGGACAUAUCUCAAAUACUGGCUCUCCGCCUUCCCACCUGUCGUCAAAUUCUUCACGCUCAUCUACGGUGGCUUCGCCCUGCUCGCUUAUAAGAAGCUAUUGAAGUCGCCAAUGCCCUUUGUCAACAACCUGUCGCAGCGGAUCUUGAAAAUGUCCCUCUUCAUCACCGGCGCGAUCGGCACGAGCUGGGGCUCGAUCUGCCUCUUUGCCAACGUCCUCCCGCGCAACGUCCUCCCGACGCAGCGAUGGUUCCUCGGAGGCUUCCUGGGCGGCCUCUGGGCAUACGUGGCGCGCAAUCACGAGAGGGACAACUUCCUGUACAGCAUGCGUCUGAGCAUCGAUUCCCUGUACAAAGUCGGCAAGAAGCGAGGCUGGUGGCGAGGAGUCCGCAAUGGAGAUGUCUUGGUUUUCGUCCUGAGCUUGGCCGUCGCGAACGUGGUGUACGAGAGCUCCCCCGGGGCCGUGAAAAGCGGCAUGGUCCGCAAGGUCAUCAGCUCGAUGAGGGGCGACGGCUGGACGGAUGUCGUCGCGGAAGAGAAGGUUAUGGCGAAGCAGCAAGCAGAAGUCUCUGAUGAGGACGUGGUGGAAGAGAAGAAGAAGAAGGAGGAGAAGAAGAAGAAGGAGGAGAAGAAGAAGAAGGAUGUAUGAUGUGAAUGGUGGCAAGGUUGGGAAAUAAUCUUGUGUGAUUCUUUACCAUAUGAUACCCCAGUUUUGUAUGUGCAUGUGUAAGAUGGCGUUCUUUUUUUUUUUUUUUUUUGGAAACUUUUUGCGCUCGCUCGCUCUGUUGAUCUCUCUCUCCCACACACACAAGGAGCCACGAUCAAGUCUAGCCUAAUGGCGACGCGCCUGCUGGUUUUGCGACGCGCUGAAGAGGAUCGAUAAAGACUGGACUGGGUUCCUCGUGUCAUACACAGCAGUCAAUCACACCGCCAAGAUUCACAUGAUCGCAGCCUCGCCUGUUCGACCCGCCCCCCCGCUACACUCUCCCUACGCCCUCCCUCACCGUAUUUGUAUCGUCUGUGCACAGACCGGAGAGGGAGAGAGAGAGAGAGAGAGAGAGAGAGAGAGAGAGAGAGAACGAUUCUACCCUCCAUCUGAGUUAUAGUCAGUCGCGUGAUACGUACGUCCGGUCGGACUACUGGUUUUCGUCUCCUUUCCUUUCGGCUCAUAGUUGCGUUGCUCGGAAGGAUGGAUGAAGUACUCACCCCAAAAAAAGCCGAACGAGGUAUCUUAUGAAACAGCAGCAGCGGGAGUGGGAGUGAGGGGCACUGUGUUCGCGCUCAUGCUGUCGUCUGACUGACUAUAUCGGUAGAAACGAGCAAUAUCUUCUGAUUUCUAGUAGGAGGGAUUAGAGUGUUCUCGUCUGUUGGGGAGGGGGGAGGGAGAGAGAGAGAGAGCGGUAUGACAAGGCAGAGAAGAUGUCAUCUGAUCUGUUCUGAGUCAAUGGAUGGGGGGAAGUGCGUUUGGUAAGGUAGCGUAAGGAAGUGCAUUUUGGAAGUGGAAAGUGAAAUUUUUUUUUUGUUUUUUUUUUUAGGGAUUUGCUUUGAACAUUCGAAAGGGAAGGUUUUGUGUUUGCUUGCUAUACCACUUUGUGUUGUGCACGGAGGCAAUAAUCUGGGAGAGACAUUGGGGGGGUAUUCUGGCCGCUUCUACGGCUUGGACCGGCACAGGAUUGGUGGGUGACGGCUGCUUUGAGGAAUCUGCGUUUUCCUCGUAGUCGGCUUUGCUAGAAGAAGAUACGGCAUACGAUCGCGGUGAUGAAAGAAGGAGGGAAUCGUGACCACGCGUCUUCGACAACUUACCUGCAUCGCCGGUUGACGCGCCUCUUCUUCGGGCAUCGCGUACUUUUCGCUGUCACAAACCCCUGGACGGCUAGGAGAUUUUUCCAAGCCGUGUUUCCAGUCGGUGAGCGGAUGCAUACCGACCUUACGCAGCCGACGAUCUGUUUGUAAGGCCUGGUUCGACCGGAGCGAUGGCACGUACCAAGCCCGCAGCUUCGACUUGAGGUGGAGAAUGCGAACAUGACCUCCUCGAUGACCGGAUGCAAUUGGAUCGGCUUCGAGGCCACUGGUAGCGGAACGGGCGAAGCUUCCCUCGACUGCAAGGUCGCAGACUGUCCAGUGCUGCGCACAUGAUAUCAACUCGAUCCGGUUCGAGGCGAAAGUCUGGGUAGGCGGGUGACGUUGCCUGCGAGCGAAACUGGCACGUCUCGACGCGUUCGGCGGAUGAGAGGAUGGCGUCCAUCCAGCGCCAGCAGCAUCGAUGUGAUUCCUUCGGGGCGGGCAUAGGCAGCGACUGCGGACGUAGCUCAGCCAUGUCUUGCCCUCCGUACCACGCCUCAAACAAGAAGGUGUCGUCGUUGGUGGCCAAUCGGAAAGCACAGGGUGUCUGUCGCCUGAUGGAGUCUCGGGCCAUCGCGGCGCUCUCUCCCGCCAUGGAAUGCUAGGCUGCCUCAUACACUCCGUGAACGGGUUCGUCAGCCUCACUACAUUCCUACAAAGCUCCGUCUGAUUCGGCUGCACGCGUCCCAAGUUGUUUGGCUAGGUCUUUGCGCAAGCUGACUCGAUGGUCGUCGUGGAGGGUGGGUAUGCUGCAGCGUCGAACCCCGACGUGGCACUGAGGGGGAGGGGGAGGGUGCGGAGGAAGUGCUUGCUUGGUGAGAAGCGUCGCCUCACUCUGGCCUCUCAUUAUUAUCAUGCUACGGCGCGGAUGCAGGAAAUGCAGCCCCCGAUCCACGCCACGGACCCCGUCGCCACGUGUUACCCGCCAAGACGAGCCUGUGAGCGAAGAUGCAGCCCCCGGAAUGCAUCCCGCGCUUUCAAGGUAGCAGUAGCAGUGCUGAGAGGGGCAGCAUCGGAAAGGUGCGGUGGAGAAGAAGGGGGUGUGCAGAAGAAAGAGAAAGAAAGUUGCAGCACGUGCAGACCGGAAGCGGGUGCCGUGACCUCUCGUCCUUCUAAUUGGAAGCAACGGGCACCGGUCGGGUCUGAUCGAGUGGUGUGGUGGGCAUCAGAAGAGAUUUUGUGAUAGGAAACUAGAUUCGGAGGCGAUGGAGGGCUCGUGUGGAAGCUUACAGAAAGCUUCGCGCGGGAGAACAGCGGGCGAGGUGGUGGCAGAGAGAGAGAGAGAGAGAGAAACAGGUGAUGGUGUGUGACGUACGGUACGUAGCGCAUCGUAGCGAAUGAUGGGGAGAGACAAGGAGCGAGGCGGCAGUAGUCAGCAUGUCAAAAGAUACAACGGGUGUGGGACUGUGUCCGGCAGUAGAAGCGGUAAGAUGACAGGUGAUAGCCAAACAGACAGACCGACCGAGUAGUCAAGGAGCUGUGUGUGAGUGAGUGUGUGUGUGUGGAGAGGGGAGGCUACGUGUAACGACGGUGUUGGCAACUUCGCAUAUUAUUUUUCUUGUUGGGCGGUCAUACUGUGGGUGGGUGGCCGUCAAGCUGCGACAAGUCGACGACUCGCUUCACCCGCACCCGCACCCGCACCCGCGCCCGCGCCCGCGCCUUUCCCAUCCCUUCACACUUCGCUUCCCUUCUCCUCCUUCCGUCUGUCCUCCGGCCCAGCGCGUUGCAUUUUGCACUCCCGUCGCAGCCGGAGUGGCGUACGGCUCAGGCGCAUCAGCGCACAGCACAGCUUGCUCGACUACGCUACGCUACGCUACGCUACGCUACGGUAUUGGUUAUUGGUUGGAUCUGGUGACCGGUUGCCCCUUCGAUUGGCGCGCAUUUCACCCUUCAACUACUCUGCCGGCGACUUUCGCGCAGCAAAAGCAAAAUCAGGCGCGGGUCGCACCAGUCACUCUUCCGUGCCGCCCUCGUAUUAUCUAUACAUUUCUCUUCUUCAUCGAAAUUGAGCAAUCUCCAAGGAGGAUUCGCACCCUUGCUCCACGCCAGCAACGUGUGUGCGUGUGCGUGUGCGUGUGCGUCGGACUCCGUCCUCGGUGCGCGCCCUCUCUCGUCUACCCUCUCCUCACGGCAGCACAGCGCGGCGCACGGCGUGUUGGUCGGGACUCGCUCCCCCAUACCUCCCUGCUGCUGUUGCUACUGCGCUCCUUUCUCCGCCCGCACGCUCCGAAUCAAAUUCGUCUCGUCUCGUCUCGUCUCGUCUCGUCUCGUCUCGUCUCGAAUCACGCUCGCCGUGUUCUGGACGCAGCGGUUGACAAAGGUGAAAGGGGAAAAGGUGAAGGGGGAAAGGUCAAAGGCGAAGGAAACGCGAAGCAAAGGCGAUCUCCGGGCGGUCCGGAAGGCGCAGACCGCCAAACGAAGACGAGGCCGGCUGUUCCCGUCCGCCGAAUUACUCAGCCACGGCACACGGGCAACACGGGCAACACGGGGCCACACGGAGAGACAGUCACAGACUUCUCCUGCACCCAAAACCUCCACUCGUCAUCCCCUCCUCCUUCCACCCUUCCACCCUUCCACCUCCUCCCUCCCGUCGACAUCCUCUCCUCCUACCACCGCAACACCUCGAGCCCUUCUUCUCACCCGCCACGGCCACGGCGCUGCUCUCGCCUCCGCCAACCUACCGCAUCCGCAUCCGCAUCCGCCAGACAGGCGCCGCACUCCUCUCACGGCGCGCGACCGCGACUCGAAGACCACACUCCUUCGCCUGGGGACGAACUAUUCACUUAGAUCCCGUCCGCGUCGCAUCGCAUUGCAUCGUCACCACCACCACCACUCACCCGCUGCCUGACUCCGUUUCGGUCAACGACGCCGUUUGCUCGUGCGCAUCGCCCCCCACGACCAGCUUCCCUACCAGCAUUCUACACCACCUCUGGUCACAAGCUACACCCGACUCGGAGCAUCCACCACCGCCGCGCCAUCCAUCGACGGUCUACCUCGCUUCACCUACUACGCAUCUUUCGCAUGGUCAAGAGACAGUAGACUUCGCACCUCCUUUGCGGUGCUUGGUCUUGGUUCGUGUGCUCGGGUCAAGAAACGGUUCGUUGCUUGCAGAAUUUUCCACCACCAACCCACCACUGACGCCUGCUCCAAGGUUGUCUCCACACACCGUUUCUUCCACCUCCCCCGCUGUUCCUGCAAUCAUGCCAGGCUACUACUCUCGGUCCAUGGCCGGCCAGCUACCACUUACUCCACCAGACUCCGGCUCCGGAUAUGGAUACGCCAACAUGUACUAUCCACAGGAUCCAUACGCCUCGCACCCGCCCGUCAGCCAGUGUCGCCAGGACAGCGCGCACGAAUACCAUCACCAAGCCUACAUGCAGCCACCCGUCGCCCCUGCACCACCGACGUACCAAUAUCAGAACAACUACCACGCCUCCAACAGCCUGCCUCCGAUCCAGUACUACGAGCCCAUUGGAGCUCCCAUCCUCCCGCCGCUCCGCAUCCACGAGCGUCUCCCCUUCGCCGACGACUACCAACGCCGACUCCAGGAGGAACAGCAGCAGCAAGCCGCCGUCGCCGCACGUGAGCAGCAGCAGCAGCGACACGCCGCCAAGGAAGAAAAGGCAACCGGCGGUGUGUCCGCCAAGCUUGACUACGAGAUGGAUCGCAUGACCGAUUUCGUCAGUCAGGCUGUACAGUCAAUGUAUGCUUUCCACAGCUCCCCAGUCUGCAUGGCAGAUAUUGACAUGACUCGAAGCUUUCAACAGCAGAUGCAGAGCCGCCCGUCAUUUCAGAAGUGGGUGCACCAGGUGCUCUCGGCGACUCGUCUCCCUUCCGCCACCAUCCUGCUCAGUCUUCACUACCUGAACGACCGACUCUCCUCCUGGCCAGACUCGGUGCCGAGAGGCGAGAACCAGAUCUACCGUCUGCUCGCUGUGGCCCUCAUCAUGGGCAGCAAGUUCUUGGAUGACAAUACCUUCAUCAACAAGUCGUGGUCCGACGUCACCGCCAUCCCGGUCAGCGAGCUGAACAUGCUCGAGCUGAAGUGGUUGCAUCUCAUCAACUACCAACUGCAUGUCGAGCCAAAGGAUGGCCUGCAAGCCUGGAUCGACGCCUGGAAGAAGUUCGACGCAGAGAUUACCGCCAAGCUGCAGCCGGUAUCGACUCGUCUGUCGCCGCUGGCCACGAACGUGCAUCGUCACAACACCGGGUCUCGUGAGAGGUACUCGCCGUACCCGUCGCCGUACACCGCAACCACGACUUCGACUGCUUCAACUCGAUCUUUCGACGGUCAUCCGUCGGCGCGCUCCUCUCAAUUUUCCACGCCAUACAGCGCGUCCGAUCCGUGGACCUCGAAUCAGCGCCCGCCAGACGACUUCUACAAGCGCCAAGACCGCUACUCGACCGCAUACGAGUUUGACGAUGCCGGCCGCCGUGCCUCGGAGGAGCGCGCUCGUCAUGGUGCGUAUCAAUACGCUCAGAGCGGCCAUCAGUCGUACUACCAACCGGCAUACGGCUCGGGCUGGAAUCAGCUUGCCGCCUGGAAUGACGCUCACCGAUACGAUUGCCAUUGCUCUGCCUGUGCAUACCAGCAGCACUACCGGCCAUAUCCAAUGACCUCGAGCUAUGCUGCUCAGACCGUCAUGGGGUAGAGCCUUUCCCAUUCGUCGGCUUUACACCUUCAGCACUACAGGCGCCUAUCAGUGCUUGUACUUUCUACUCCCUGGGACCUCUGCAGCAUUCACGCUUUCCCAAAAAGUUGACCUCGCAGACGGGUCCUUCGGAAGCAUGCGAUUCUCUCAUACUAAUUGCGGAGCGAUUUCCCUGCUCCCUGACUAAAAAUUGCUCUUCUCCACGAUGAACUGGCACACAACGGCAUCACGGUCUGGAUUGGAACCUAUUGGUCGUCAACCCGAGACCUGCGAUAGGUUUCGGUUGACCUCGACCUGCGAUAGGUUCCGGUUGACCUCGACCUUGGAAUGUCCGACGUCCACGAACAUCCUCGAACGGAUUCGACGCUCGAGUUACCAGUUCUCGCCACUAUUUGUUUCUCGGCACAGCGGAUGGGUGCUUUGCUUUGUUGCGUUUCUCUACUUGAUGCGGCACGGACUGGGUUACGGGAUUACCACGGGGUUUGCUACGUCUUUUUUUUUUUUUCACUCCAGCAGGGCGUUUUCAAAAUGGGGCAAGUCGGGCUUGCGGCUCUAAAAUGGAUCACGGAAAUGGGAUGGAGACUGAUUGCGUUCGAUGCAUAUGACCUGCUUUGGGGCCGCCACGAUGCGGCAAGUUGCCGCUACUGCGCCUACGUUUCUUGGGCCCUGCGAAGAUGUUGCGGAUCACAUCGCUCGCGACCAUUCAUCACGGGACAGGGUUACGUUGGGCAGUUGGCGCGCACGCAGAUUACUGAUUCUUUGCUUGUUUGUUUCAUCACCUGUACUAGAUACCAACAUCGCGCAUGUAUGGGGCGGUUUUGGGCGACACGGCGAUGUUUGCGCUGGGUCGAUAGCUUCACGGUCGUUAUUGGGGAAGAGGAAGAAAGCGGAUGACGAUGCCUCUUGCGAAUUAGACACAGCUUGGCUUGUAAUGCAUUGCGCUCCACGCCGGGAGCUUCUGACUGACUCUGGACUCGAAACCUUCAUCCUGUGUGGCCGCGUAUCUCCCGUCCCCGUCAAAGGUGAGUGGUAAGCCACCGUCUGCAGUGAGUACUCAUCGUCUGGCGUAAGCCAUCUCGCAGCGUGCAUACUGUAUACUGUAUACUCCACAUACACCGCUGCCUCGCAAGCUGAGCAACGACUCUCAUGGCUGAAGGUGUCGCAAUGUGCACGUUAUGCCCGAGUUUCAGACGGAUGUCGGCGCACAGCUGUUUUACCCGCAACGGGGAUUCCCUCAGUCGUCGUGCCUUCUUCCAUCACCGCCGGCGUGGCUCAAACCGAUCGGACUGCCCCAGCUGCCCAACUGCCACAACUUUGAACCUUCCAAGCCGCAGUCCUGCGCGCCGCUCCCCGUUUCAACAACCUCGUAGACAUGUUCUCACAUGCGCGUCGCGGCAAGGGUCGAGUCGCGCGGUAAGAGCACGUCUCUUGUUUACGACUCUCCAGAUUCACGGCUCUCCUCAUCACCCACCUCAGGCAAUCUCUUUCCAAAGCCAAGUCAAAUCAAAAAUGCCUCGUAAAGCAUCUUCGUUCCUCUACGACGCGAACGCCGACGCCGAAGGAUCUCAUGAAUGGCUCUCAUAUUGUCGGCGCGAGGUCGCUGGGUUCAGGCACCGACCCGAUUCUUAUCAGCGAGGAGUCUGAGAGGUGCUUUCAGGGGUGCCAGCUCGACAACGACACCCUUGGGAGGGAGCGAAGCCGCACCAAGUUCAUCUGGUGUGCAAUCGUCGAGCGAGAUCACGGAGGCCACCGAGGCGGAUCCCCGUGCUACGAGUCGCUUCGUGGAAGCCCUCAAUGAUAGCGAGGAUCAUUCCGAGGAUGGCUACCUGCCCGUCGGACGAAGGUCUUCGGAUGAAGGCGCCAAGGAGGCCAGUCUGGAAGACCAGCGGCCAUCGCUACCCAGACCCGUCAGCUUUUGGGACCCGAGACUCCGAUAUGUGCGGCGGGAAGCGAUGCUCAAGUGGACGGUUACCACACUGGUGCUGAUGGCAUUCAUCCUGGGCGUAGGUACUUUUCAUGGCGAGGAGCAACCUGGAGAUAUCUGCUUACACUCAUGCUUUGACCGCAGGUACUGUCGUUAUACUGGGGUGCCUUUACGGCAAUCAACAGGAAAUUACCCAACUUGGCGGUCAUUAUUGUGGACUUCGAUGCGCAGGUCGCGCCAUACAAUAGUAUGGCCAUCCAGCCACUUGUGGGCCCCAUCGUCACCCAGCUAGGGCGAGAGAUGGCCAACAGCCAUAUGCCGCACCUUGGAUAUAACAACGUGCCUCCGUCAGACUUUUUAUAUGACCCGAUCCAGGUUCGACAGGCGAUUUACAAUUUCAACGCGUGGGCUGCCAUCAUCGUCAAUCCGAAUGCUACAGCCAUGCUUCAGUCCGCGAUACAGCACGGCAAUACUUCCUACGAUCCUUUGGGCGCGUGCCAAUUGGUCUACGUCUCUGCGAGGGACGAUACCAAUUGGGCGGACCUCCUCUCACCCAAGCUCUCUGAAUUCAUGAUGGAAGCCACGGCUCGAGUGGGCCAGGCAUGGGCGCGACAGGUCAUGCAAGAUGCCGCAAACGAUCAGACACUGAUACAAACUUUGGAGAACGUACCGCAGGCACUGGCCCCGGCGAUUGGAUUUUCACAGUACGACUUGCGGCCGUUCUUCCCCUUCACCGCCACUCCAGCCGUCACGAUUGGCUUGAUCUACCUAAUCAUCGUCUCUUUCUUCUCCUUCUCGUUCUACCUCCCAAUACACUUCCGCUAUCUACGACCCGAAGGCCAUCCGGUCCUCAAGUUCACCCACUUGAUCCUCUGGCGCUAUUGCUCUACGAUCGUCGCCUACUUCUUCCUGUCCCUCGCCUAUUCCCUCGUCAGCCUGGCCUUCCAGAUCAACUUCUCCGGCGGCAAUCCUGUCCGCACCGAUACCGAUCCAACAUGGACCAUCAACGGCGACAACAACCCGGACGCCUACGGCCACGGCACCUUCCCCGUCUACUGGAUGCUCAACUUCGUCGGCAUGAUCGCUCUCGGACUCGCGUGCGAAAACGCCGCCAUGUUCGUCGGACAGCCCUGGACAGGCCUCUGGCUGAUCUUCUGGGUCAUCACCAACGUCUCGACGGCUUUCUACGACAUCGAGAUCGAACACGGGUUCUAUAGAUGGGGAUACGGAUGGCCUCUGCAUUACAUCGUGGAGGGGAGCAGGCAGAUUCUGUUCGAUUUGCAUUCGAGGAUCGGGCUGGAUUUCGGGGUCUUGUUUGCUUGGGCGGGUGUGAAUACGUUGAUUUUCCCGUUUGCCUGUCGGUUUAUGCGGUGGAAGAGUCAGCAUCAUGUUCGUGAGUAUUAUCGGUAGGAUGAAGGGGGAGGGGGAGAGAAGGCAUUCAUGUUGUUAUGGCGAGUGUGGUUCCAGAGCGAGAUGGAGGAGAAGAUCGCAGUAUAUACAACUCGCUGCAGAGAAAGAAUUCAUAGCAUCUUUGCACAUUGGACGUGCAUCUCGAUGGCUGCUACUGCUGAGUUGUUCAGACAAUGUUGUCGCAAGGUGGAAGGACGUUGUAUUACACAUGGUGGCAUUCGUACGUACGCAAGUGAAUGCCAUGUGAUCAGAUUGCAGCCUCAGGCAUCAUGAGGCCCACUUCCGGAAUUCCUCCGCAGCUCCUUCCGCAGCUUCACUCACAUAGCAAGCAAGUCGCGCGUCGCCCCCAAGCAAGCAAGUGCCGCACAGCCAAGCUGACUCCCAGCAACUUCUUGCCCCAACAGCCAACCCAAGUCGCAUCGCGCCGACGAUGCCGUUCAAAAAGGGCGGCGGCCACUCCAAGGGCCGCAAGAGCACCCGCAUCUCCCUCACCGUCACGCGUACGUUUGGUUCAACGCGAGGGACGCAAAACGCAUGUUGCUAAAUCGCAAGACAGGCACACCGACACCGACACAGAUCCAAUACGAAGACGAAACCAUGGGCGAUGCGGACGAGGAUCCGACGCGCGAUGUCACGCCCGCCGCGCAGGAGGAUGAUGGGGAGGAGGAGGAGGAGGAAGCUGCUACGCCUGCCGCGGAGGAGGAUGAGGAGGAGGAGGAGGAGGAGGAAGACGAUGAGCCGCAGAUUACGAGUCUCCCGCGGCGACGGGUGCGUGGUGGGGUGCGGAGUUCGAGGAGUGCGCGCGUCGCGGCUACGCCUGAGGCUGGGAUGGAUGAGGGAUCGGAGUCGGGGACGCCGGCGAGGCGGAGACGAGGCAGACCGCCGGGCACGGGAGGGGGCAGGGGAAGAGGAGGACCGAAGCGCGGAAGGGGCAAGAAGGACGAUGGGCCGAGUGUGGUGAUCGACAAGGAGGGCAAUCGCCUGGAAGUCGUGGACGACGAGGCGAUAGUGGAUUUCGAUGAGGAGGGAGCGGAGAAGGUGGAUGCGGUGGGAAAUCUCCAAGGCGGGAGGGAGUACCGGGUGCGGACGUUUACCAUUCUCGGCAAAGGCGAGCGGCUGUACAUGCUCUCCACGGAGCCUGCGAGAUGUUGUGGCUUCCGGGACAGUUAUCUCUUCUUCACCAAACACCCGAAGCUGUUCAAGGUCUUGCUGGACGAGGAGCAGAAGAAAGACCUCAUCGAUCGGGAAGUCCUCCCCAACAGCUACAAGGGUCGCAACAUUGGUGUCGUCACCGCGCGAUCCGUCUUCCGGGAGUUUGGAGCCAAGAUUAUCGUGGGUGGACGCCGGAUUAUCGACGACUACAAAGUCACGCAGGCUCUCGAGAACGGCGAAGUCGAAGGCGAGCUCGUGGACCCCGAUGACUACGUCCCGGAAGACCGAUCGCAGUACAAUCGGAAUCGAUAUGUUGCCUGGUUCGGUGCUAGUGAGGUAUAUCGCUCACAAGGCGGUGGUGCGACGGUGCCUGGUGGAAAGCAAGGAAAUUUGGGCAGGAAACGCAACAAUGUCACCGUGCAGAACUGGCAGAUUCUGCAUGCGCGGGAGGCGAGGUGAGUGACAAUUCUUUCAGAUUCUCGGGUCUUCCUGCUAACAUGUCUUGACAGCCGCUUCAACUCUACCCUGACAGCCAUGCGCAAGGCAAAUCUGGACGGCGUGUACGAGACCAACACGAAUAUGAUGCAUUACCCGAAGAUCAUGCAACCGACGCAUGCAAAGUGGGAGUACAUCCCACCCGACGACGGCGAAGACAAGAGGAAUUUGACGAAUGGCCUGGGUAAUGGCCAUCACUCGCUCUCUGACUCGGACCACGACACUGUGAUGGAAAUUUCCCCGUCCAAAGACACAUCCAAACCCACCAUCUUCUUCAAAGUACCACCAGUCAUCUCACGGAAUUUCACCGUCGUCGACACCGUCUACCACGCGCCUCCCAUCUCCAACGCCGGCUAUCCUGGCCCCGACGGACACGUGGAAGAUCCUACCUCUGGCCCCAAUGGGCUGAGCACCGUGAGUCAGGAUCUGAUCGAUGAGCUCCCUCCGGACUGUCGGGCUGCUUUUGAAGAGGCCAGGGGUUCGGAAGUGCGGUGGAAGCAGCAGUGGGGUACGGAGACGCACAGUGCGCAGCGGGGCGUAUUGAAGAUUGGCUUUAAUGGGUAUCCGGUUUGACGUUAUUCGGGCGUUGGGCGAAUAGGAGUUUUGAGGGCGUUUGUUGUUGUUUUUGUUGAUGUUCUUACGGUGGCGGCGGUUCGCCCUUGAUGAAGUUGCAAUUGGAACGGAAUGGGAUGAUGGGGGUUUUUUUCCUGAUGCUGCGAGGCAUUGCAAUGGGUUUCGCUUUUCGGGGUCUGUAUGAGAUGAGAUUUGGACUGAUACUGAUAUCCAUCCAUCCGUCCGACUGGGUGGGUGGGCAUAGGCAGAGAGAGAGGUAUGUAUGUAUGUGACUUGCAAGAUUCAAAAUUGCAAGAUGAUGAUGCUUCGAUGAAAUGUCUACUGUUUCACGGAACGGGGCGUUGCCGUUGGACGGCUCGCUACACAUCGGAAUUAUUGUUUGAGUCGAGAGAAGGACAGCUGGAGCUGUAAUUCGCAUCGCUUGUUAAAGCGAGCGCCGCGCGCUGGCUCGCUCGGUUGACUGGUUUUUGGGGAUGAUAUCCAAGCUAUGAUCUCUCAAUUCCUGAAUCGGGGUAAAAGGGCAGCUGGCCUAAACAACUCGGACCGCAUUGUUGGGUCGGCUCUCAGUACCGACCGCACUGUACCGACUGCCCAUGGCGAAUGAUUCGGCAAAGCUGUCCGCUGCCUUUUUCCUGGCGGAGAGGCUGGAUAGCCUGAUUCGGGUGGCUGUGAGUGAGUGAGUGGCACAAUGGCGUCCCAUCCCAUCGCAACCCUCUCUUUCUUCGGGAGUGUGAGCGGACGUGUGCUAGGUAGGUAGGCAUCAGCGGCCGCUUCUGUGCCGAAAGAAAAGCCUUGAAGCCUCUCCUGGAUGGAAUUGCCUGCUGGGUUCCCCUGUCCUGUGGAGGACUGGGGGGGGGGGUUUUUUUUCGGAUCGUAUGUUGAGUACUAUGUUGUUGGAGAUGGGAGACUGAUACCUUUCUUCUAGAUCUCGCAGGUUCUCGGAUCGGUUCUCUUCCUCGCCAUCACAAUGCCCAUCACCCGAGUCUCCUAUAUCGCCUUAGACCGACGUGUGUGCCGAACGAAACGCUCAUCUAUGUCACCUCGCUCGGCUGGCUUUAUGGGCUUCUUGUGUGUGUGUGUGUGUGUGUGUGUGUCUUGGUGCGCUCCUACAAAUCAUCACGAUAUCGUAUUGCUUUUGGCUCUAUGUGCGACGAGCUGUCCAAGGCAAAGGCAAAGGCGGGGAUAUGGAGCCAUCACGUCGCAGAAAUGCUGCUCGCUACGGCUGACUCCAAAUCCGACCGUGGACUCGCGUGGCGGAGUUUUCGUCCUCAGCUGUCUUGUCAUCUCCGCAUGCGUCUUCUUUGCGGUAUCUUUCCUGCAAACGAAUCUUGCUCCUGGCGAGCUCUCGCCUCCGCAGAAUCGAGCGCUCCGGAUUUGGACGGCCGGUUUGGUUCUGAAUGGUGGAGACACGAAUCAGUGUCCCUCCGCUGCAGCGGAUCUGGGAUUCAAGGAGAGCGUGCUCAUUGGAGUGGCAGUGAGUACAGCGACGCUAUCGUGCUUGGCCCGGCCUCCUUCCUGACUGACGCCGUAGCUUGUCGGCCUCCUGGCAGCAAUUUGCAAUGAUGUGCGGUUCCAUGAUCACUGGCUGGUGGCGCCUCGUUCGAUACCAAACCCGCAGACCCAGCAUCGGGGAAGACUUCAUCGUCCUUAAUACACCGCAGCGAAAAUCCUUCGGCAGGCCUCUCGAGUCUGAAAAGAUGCAGAACAAGCUGACAUUACACUAUCUACCACAUUACCGCCCACCUACCGGGGCACCACCGGGCAAGAAGACCAAGUUCAAGAAAGCAAGACAAAGAGAGCAAAGAAAAACAAGCAUGCGCUGAUAGUAGGUCUUACCCGAAGUACCUACGAACCGCUAGCGGGUUUAUCGCAAGGCAAGAGAAGAAAGGGGCCUACGGCCCGUUGCAGGAGUCAGACCAGAGCAGUCACUUACUGUCCACCGCUGUUGCGGCCCGACAACCAGCUGAACAUGGAGCCGGCAGCACGCGGAGUGGCCGGAGGAAAGGAUUGCGGACCGCCUGCACGGUUGGAGUGCGUGGGUCUUGCGGACCCUACCGGUGGCCUGGCGACGGCGAGUUGGCGAAGACUCAAGUUGCUGGAGCCAACCAUCGUGGCGGAGCGGAGAGAAUUGCGGUCCACCGCCUCACCGGCGGUUGGCGAAGCCACCACGGAAGUCGAGGCAUCGGCAGCGUCGCGGGCACGCAGACGGCUCGACCAGUUCGCAUGGUUGGUGAUUGCCCUGCGGAGCUUUGGUCGAAGCCUGGCGAGGAAGUGCCAGAGCUUCUGCUUGUCCGUAUACGGAUCGAUAUCGGCUUCAAGCGUCUCGAGGUAAGUCAAGAAGGCUGGCACGUCCUGUCCUUCCCUCUGCUUCGCCUCCGCGUAUUUGACGUGGGCCUCUAAGGUCCUCGCCAGCGGCUCGUCGAGCAAGUCGAGGAGAUACUGUAUGAAGGAUUCCCACGUCUUAUCAUUUCGCUCGAUAGGAUUUGCUCUCCACCACGCGUACCAGCGGUCCUUUGGCGUACCUGAAAGGAACUGCAUGGCCCAUAACACCUUAUCCUUGUCGCUCUUGAAUUGGCGCGGUGCUUGAGAGAAUGCAAUUUCACACGCUAUCACCCAAUUGGAAAUGACUGCCGAUGACGAAGAGCAUGAGGCCCCGACACAGUCCACUUCUCGAGCACAUCCGGAUGCAAUUACGACUAUGCCGGAGGCAGGGGAUGUCUCGACGCGUCACACGACUAUAGAUUGGUUCGAUGGAGGUUAUGAGGAAAAAGGCGAAGGAGAGGAAGAGGCAGACUCAGGUGGUUGAUGCUGCUUGAGGAUACAGAUGUAAGAGUCUGUUUGAGUGAUUUGCACCGGAUCAUGAGUACGAUACCCUGCACUGUAUCUGUGUGCCGAAGCUUUCUUCACUCAUGCAAAUGCUACCGCUGAGCACAUUCCAAUAACCCUUUGCAAGCUCCGCGGCGAUGGCAGAUAUGUGUUACACCAUUGCCUGUGCGGAAAGAAGCGCGUGCGGCUUUCGAAAAGGAAGCGGAAGGUCUCCCUACCGGAGCGCGUCAAGCCAUGCCAACACAAACCGUUGCGCCAUCUCUUUCUUCGGCAUCGAGUCAGGGAAAGAGAGCUCAGCUAUCCCUGAGCUUCUUGUAUUCCUUGUGCGCCUUAUCGAUCUAGACCCAUUAUCAGUCCGAAUGUCCCACUAACAUUACUCUCAUUCAGCGCACUCACGAGCUUUCCCAUCUUCCACGCGAGACAGAAAGCAUCGACAGCCAAGACCGUGAGUUUCUUCUGCUUGUCCUUCUUAGCCUUCUCUCUAGCUUUCUCGUCGUGGUGUCUGUCUUUCCUCAGGGGUCAGAACCAUGUCUCGUACGUCUCAGACAAGAGAACGACCCAAAAAACAUGAACAGCUAGGCGCGCUUUUCCUCACCUCCAUUCCGCCGAUCGCCAUCACGACGCUUGCGCGCAUGGCGCUCCAUGUCGUCCUUCUUGUCGUUCGAGGGCGACUUUCUUCCCUUUCGGACUCGGCUGUUGUCCUUGUACCAGUCGUCCUCAGCGCGCUGCUUAGCAGCCGCCGCUUCUCUCCUCCGCUGCUUCUUGGCUCGACGCUCUGCUAUGUCUGCUUCCGCCUCGCAGCGCUCGCAGUGUCGACCGGCGCGGAAGUACCAACCUUCAUGCACUUUGCAGAACUCGUGGUGGUCGCCGUGGGGCGCUUGGUGGCUUUUGGUGGGCGAGGAACACCAGCAGUGGUGGCCGGGUUUCUCGUGGAUGGAGGGCAUGUUCCGGACGCGUGUUGGAAGUGAAUGUGUCUGGGUCUCGGGUCAGGAGCGUGCUUCGGAGGCGUGGCUCGGGGGGAGAAACUGGUGGCACGCGUAGCGAAGAGUGUCUUGGAGAUUGGGUCUCCGUGGGCGAAGAGCUGCAUAUAUUUAUCGACUUCGAGGUGACGCUAGAGAUGACGCUAAAGCUGUUGCUAGGAGGAACAAUGCUUUGUGCAGAAGGCAGUCGGCUUGACUGCGGGUAUUUUAGUGUCACAUGUCACGCUAGUGGAAAGCUUAAGUUAUGUCACCUCUCUGGGUAUAUACUACUCGAGAUAUGCCUGCACAUCAACAAAAGCAGUCUAAGGAGAUCGAACUGGACAUCUUCAAGACCAAUAGCCAUGGAAUGGAGGCAGCAAUGCCCCGUGAAGGUAUCGAGAUGGGAAGCCCUCGAGGUUUCCUCCUUAGUAGGGCGGUAUCUCAAAGGGUCGACGAACAAUGGGCAAGGCUUACAGGAGGGUGUUUCGGGACAGAACAUCAAUGAAUCAAAGACGAUAGAACAAAGUCUCACAUAGCUCGGCUACAUGGUUCAGCUAACGCUCCACGCUCAUCGGCGGCACUUGCUCGAGUAGCCAAAAAAAUUCCCAGACAAGAAUAGCGCCAGCUUUCCUCAAGCUAUUGGAACGACUCGCAUUGCUCGUGACUGAUCAAACAUGUAGUAUCCAUGACUGUCAAAAGGCCCUGCUGUUACGCACCAUGACCUAGAAAGGGGGCAGGAGUCGCCAGCAGCAGGAGAGGAAGGGGCGCAGAAGCUCGCCUAAGAGUAGAAAUUCUUGCAGGAGUCAACUUUCUUCUUCUACUUGCCACUGUCUUGCAUCUCGCGCUUCUCCUCUUGGCGCAUCCUAGCGGAACUCUCGUACCAAUCGUUGUCAUCCUUCUCAGUGGCGGCCUUCGCUCUCAUCUUCACCUUGCGCUCGAUCUUCGCUUCGCGCUCGGCCUGAUCGUCGCAUUUCUCACACGGCUGGUCGAUACGGAAGUAACACUGGGUGUGGAUGAGACAGACCCUGUGGUGGCAUCCAUGUGGAGUGGGAACAGUGCGACGUCUAGUCGAGCAGUGAGAGUGGUGGCAAGUCCCCAGAAUGUUAGGCAUGCUAGGUUUCCAAACGUAGCUAUGCCCAUCCUCUAUUUUGAAACACAGCAAAGCCUUGUCAACUCAUAUGCGUCGGUUCCAGGCCCAGUAUGCCACACAGCAAACCACUGCAACGAUUGGAAGGGCCUUCAACGCCAUGCUUCCAACAGAAUCCCAAGUAGGGUCCGGAAACCCGGCACUUUGUUCUUUCUCCUCGUUGUCCUCGUCAUCAUCCUCAUCCUCAUCCUCACCAGAUUCGGGUUCAAGAUUUGGCUCAGGAUCUGGCUGCCAUCUAGCGGUACCACCACAAGCUCGGGCGCCGUCGCCUUCAAUAUUAGUCGUCAAGUUCUCGAUGUAUGACUUUACCACCAGAGCCCAGAAAAAGUGGUCCCAAAGUCGAGAGGCGAAGACUGACUCGAACGCAUUGAGUCCAAAGCUUUUCUGACGGAAGCACUCCAAGGCAAGCUGCCGGUGCUGACCGCGAUAGUACUGUGCCAGGAUCCGCACAAAACGUAGUCUGAGAACUCCAUUGUCCUCCCACUCCUCUUUCAACUCGCUGUUGUCUUGAAUGAAGAUGGGGUAUUCAAACUGGUUGUACUGUGGGCCAGUAUAGUAAUAGUCUCAGUCGAUUGAACCUGACAGUUUCGGAGCUUCGGAGUCAUCACCCUGAGUGAAGAGCAUGCUCUGGCCGUCGUAGUCCCCAUGAAUUAGCCGAAAGGGAGCCGAAAGGAUGAGAUUUUCCUUUUCCUUGAUGAAGAUGCCGUGCAGAAGCUCGUCGACUUUGGGAUAGUGGACUGCUACAUCCUCUGGCACGUAGCUAGUAUCGCUAACGAAGCUACGUGCAUAUUCCUCUGCAGAAUCGAAGGCUCCAUGGCGUGCGUCGCCAUCCAGGUAACCCUUCCGUAGCACUGGACCGACCUCUCCUUUGAUGUCGAUGGAGCCAAUCUUGUCGAACUUUAGAUUCGAGAGUGCGGUCAGAGUCUCCGCGACCUGACCGAUUACUUCAAGCUUGUGGCCCAGUGACAAGUUAGGCCAGAAGUCAUAGAGGCUUGCGCCCGGCAGCUGCUCCAUGAGCACGAACGAGGCCCCCAUUGGAUUGGUCGGAUCUGCAUGAUCCUGCCAUGGACUCCUUUCGACCAUAGUCUUUGAGCCGCCAGACGAUGCUGCUGGCAACAGCAGUCCACCUCAGACCAGCUCUAUCUCGAUUCUUUGCGCCAAGCAACAACGCAGUCUUUGCAGAUUGCAUCAGGUCGCGUCCUUGAAGAGUCGGCCUGCAGAACCAACUUCUCAUCGCUUGGUUCCAAAAUGAUUGCUGUGUUGAUCUGUGAAGUCCUCGAUCCUUUUCCGUACGGCAUUGCUUCCAGGGCCAGUCUAUAAUUUUCACCAUUCGAAGUGCACACACUCCUGCAAGCCCAUGACUCGCAUCGCUGAUAAAAACAUCACAUGCCAAAUUUUGAGUUCCAGGGACCUCGGCCAAUCGAACCACACCAGCAAACCCGGCGGCGAACUGCUGCACUCCAGCCGAAAGUCUGCCUCUCCGUCCUCUUAAAAGCUGCAGGGUAGAAACGCGACAGUUUGAAAGAGCGAUGCUGAAGACUCGCAGCUCGCGUUGAGGCUCCCCUUGGACUCAAGGGUCAUCUGUACGCCCAAAUGAAGAAUUUCAUACACGGAGUCACAAGGACAGCCGACAAGCGCUUAGUCGUGGGAGAAGUUGGUGUGGGCGGAACGGAGUUGAAGCUCUCUAUUCGCGAGCGGCGAGAGGUUGUGUAGAGCUAGCAUCAUCAUGCAGAUCAGUUCUUCUUCCAGAGGUCAUUCGCAGGUAACGCAGGUGAAAGCAUCGAGCUUAUGAAACCGCUAAAUAAUGUGAUAGAUAAAGCUGAGAUGUCCCGGCCUAUAAGGAUACGGAUCAAUCUAGGUAAGAACUGGAUCGCGUGCUUUGUGGUUGUUUUUGACAGCGCAUACUUGCAUUGUCUGUUCGUGGCAUUUUUGUCAAAGAUCUGAUAAAACCGGAAGAGGUAUGGGGGCUGCCACCGCAGCUGCUUCUGCGGUGGUACACAGAAACAGAAAUUGUUUUGCUUGCAAAGGUUAGUACCAGGCCCGAUGUCAACGCUUGCCGUAUACCUCGCGCUGACAGUCGUGGCAGAAAAGAGGAUGAACGCCAACGUACCUCGUCAUCGAGCUCACCAUUCUCCAAAAUCGUCGCUGAAAGUUCACUUCUUGCUCGACGACACUCAUGAAGAGAUCGAAACAUCACCACCGACUUGCAACUGCGGCAAUCUGUUCUGCUUUGGUGGCAGCCUUUGUGACUCCCGAGGAUCUGGCACACUUGGGGCGGAAUAUGAGCCUGAGCCAACGUGGGUCACGGCGCUGAUGGAGACGUGGUCGACUGGAAGUUGAUCGUGGUCGUUGGGGGUGUGGAAGACCAGGCGGAUUUGUGUUUUUGUACUGACGAUACCCGAUAUCUCCUGAGAUGGCAUGUUCUUCAGGCUUUCGUUAAAGUCGCAUGUACGGAUGAAAGAGGAUUCUGCAUUUGAUGGAAGAUAGCGAUAGGUUGUGCGCCCUUCGCCCAUGCCAUGCUACAGCUGGGUUGCUGCAGCUGCACAAUCGGUCAAGGACCCUGGCAAACUGAAGCGGAGUCAACUGAACCAAUAUGCCACGUUUGAAUUGUGACACUCAGUCAUCUACCAAUGUCUUGUUCCCGGUGCUCCUUUGACGUGUUCACGCUCAAUAUCGCUCGUCGUCCAGCCGCCGUAGAAGUCCCCCGGCUGGGGCUCCACCCUCUCGCCAUCAACGUAGCACUCCCACGGCCCCGCGUAAAAGCUGAGAUAGUCUUUGAUAUCUUUGAAUCCCGGAGUUGGGCUCUCAUACGUCCAGAUCCUGCUCUUGACGACCUCACUUGGAUUACUGGGGUUCGCGAUAUCGAAGUACGUCGCUCGACCUUUCCAUUCGCAGAACGAUGUGUUGCUAUUCUUCGAUAACGGUACUUUUAUCGAAGACGGCGGGAGGUAGUAGGUUGGCGGAUGGUAGGUCUCGAGAGCCCAAUACGCGUCUUUGGUCUCCGCGAUAGUCUGGCCUCCCCAUUUCACCUCGAGAUGUCGGGGCGUCUUGUCGCACGAUGGCGGCCGCGGAAAGUUGCGUGGAUUGAGCUUGGUACCUGUGGCUGAAGACAUCAUGCGUUUGAACAUAUGUCGAGGAUGAGAAGGAAGUUCACGUUGGGGAGGAGAAGAAGAUUGUAGGGUCAAUGUUGUGCUAACAUCGUCAUCGAUCAAUGCCCUGGUGCUAUUUCAUGCCUGAGGCAUGAAAUAUCCGACUCCUACUGCCGCCUCGCUGUCGACUGCACGUUGCACUUGUGCGGUACAUCCUCCCAUUUGUCAGCACUCGGAUUUGGUUACAAUCCCCGUUCACUCAUCACUAUUCCUCGUGUCAUCGGGCCGGGCAUACAUGAAGCGCACCCGUCCCCAGGAAGACAUGUCCAACCGCGCAGCAGCUGGGUUAUCCUCGGCUGUCCAUUUCCCUUCCGAAGUUCUCCCACAAGAACGACAUUGAACUGACUUGAGACGAUACCGUAUUACCGUCUCAUCUGGAAAACACAUAUCGCAACAAUGUCGGAGCGUCUCUUUAAGCCCAUGAAGCUGGGCCAUGGCCAGCUCCAGCACCGAAUCGUCAUGGCACCUCUGACGCGUUUCCGAGCCGAUGAACACAACAACCCCUCCGAGCAUGCAAAGCUGUACUACGAACAACGUGCCUCCGUCCCUGGUACGCUGAUCGUGACUGAAGCAGCUUUCAUUUCUCCCCAAGCAGGCGGUUAUCCGAGCAUUCCCGGGAUCUGGAGCGAAAGUCAAAUCGCCGGUUGGAAGGCAAUAGUCGACGCAGUCCACAGGAAAGGAUCGACCAUCUAUCUCCAGCUCUGGGCUCUGGGUCGUGUGGCUCAAGAAAAGGUAUUGAAGCAAGGCGGCUAUCGCGUUCGGAGUGCGAGUGCGAUCCCGGUUGCCGCGGAACAGACAUCAUCUGCCAGCGCAACGACCGUUCCUGAUGAAAUGACAGAGGAGGAAAUCAAGAGCUUCGUGGAGGAUUAUGCUCAAGCUUCGCGGAAUGCUAUGAAAGCUGGUUUCGAUGGCGUUGAGAUCCAUGGUAAGAGAAUUCGAAAUCACGGACUCCCUGGAGAUGUGCUAACAUGUGACAGGCGCGAACGGCUAUCUCAUCGAUCAAUUCUGGCAGGACGUGUCCAAUCGACGUCAGGACAAAUAUGGCGGUAGCAUCGAAAAGCGCGCUCGUUUCGGGGUGGAAGUCACGAAAGCCGUUAUUGAAGCCGUGGGCAAUGAUCCCAAGAAAGUAGGCAUGCGACUGUCGCCAUGGGGCAACUUCCAAGGAAUGGGCAUGGAAGAUCCCGUCCCACAGUUCAAGUAUAUCGUCGAAGAACUGCAGAAGCUUGACCUGGCAUAUCUCCAUCUCAUCGAAAGUCGCGUUUCUGGCUCUGCUGCAGAUGGAGUCUACCGCUCUGCCGAGGAAGGAGGAACGCGAGAGCUUGAUCCCUUCAUCAAGGCUUGGGGAACGCAGUUGCCACUGAUUCUUGCUGGAGGCUACACGCCCGAGAAGGCCAGAACGGUCGUUGCGGAGCAAUACACGGACGACAACAUCGCGAUUGCGUUUGGGAGAUACUUCAUCAGCACCCCAGAUCUACCUUUCAGGAUCCAGCACGGUAUCCCCUUGAACCCAUGGGAUAGACCGACAUUCUAUAAGCCGGGCCCUGGAGGAUAUACCGAUUACCCGUUUAGCAAAGAAUUCUUGGCCCAGGAGAGUAGGCUGUGAGGAGGUAUAUGAUGUUCAUACAUUGAAGAAGUAGAGUUCUAGAAAAGCACUCAGCCGCUAAGCGAAGGAAAUCCCCUUGGGCGUCUGCUUCUUCCCGGUUUAUCGCUAAUCAAGAAACCUAGGACAGGUAUAUGAGACCACCAUCGCUCUGAUCUACACGUGCGAAAGCUCUCUGGACCGUCCCAGCAAGUGCAGACCGGCCGCGAUCUCCAAAGCUCGACGGUGGAAUAAUUGAAGAGUGUCCAGAGUAUGGCGGGCAAGAUCGCAACCUAAAACGUCGUCAGCAGCCUGCGCUUAUCUUAUGUGCUCAAUGUUAGAAGGGUCGACUUACCCAACCACCCACAUCCCACCCCGACGCCACCGGCCAAACAACUGCGACAACAACGGCCACCAUCCACAGGAAAUUCGCCACGACUAGGACUGACAUCUUUACUCUUCGCCAUUUCUCCACCUGUACAUCUUCCGCUCUCUCUUCGUCUACAUACCACGUGCGCCUCUCAAAUCCACACCUUCUACAUACUCGCGAGCUUUGUUCCUCUUCAGAUGGCGAUACACCCCAAAUACUGCUACUGUGGAUUCCCGGAGGAGCAAUGGUUCCGUAUCCAUCGCUUGGGAUCCGUCUCGCAGGCUGGAUGAAUUUCAUACUCUUGCCCGUGGAAGAGCGAGGACGAUUUCGGAUUGGCGUUCCGCCUGCUGAAGGUGGUCGAAGGCUACGUGAACUCCUGUUUGUAAACGAUCGAGGACGUACUUCUGGUCGCCUCCCUAUUCCUAAAGUUGAAGAGGCACGUCGGCCGUGCACACUUCUGCCGGUCGAAGACCGCGGCCUUCGCUCUGUCUCUAGCCCGGGCGUUGUCGGAGCUUCUAUUCCAUGGCUUGAAAAGGUCGAUAUCGAUGGAGCAAGCUCUUCGCCCAGUUGGUCUUCCGGUAAAUAAAAAUGUGAUAGGGUAAGUGGUUGCCCGUCAGAGCUGGAGCCCAGGCUUCUGUUCUCAUCGUCGCUGUCGCUGUCGUGAUGGUCCUCAAGAAGAUGCACCUCCGACAUGCUCUGCUGCCUCAAUGGGUUGCCGAAGUAUGUUUCUGCGCUCUCAAGACGCAGUGAACGGCUUGUUGCUGGACCUGCUGUUUCAAGCGGAGAACUAUCGAAUUUCGUAUCUUGUCUGCUUCGAUGCUUGGCUUUGUUGGACUCGGACUCGCCUUCAUUGCGAGUCCAUUGCUCGACUUCCACGGUCAUGGAGGGCUCAGGCUGCUCAUGGACGUAAGGUCGAGUGGUGUCACAUGUCUCCGCCGUGGGAGAGAUGCCUUCGAUGGGUGUCAGAUCGAAAUUGACCACGGCGGUAGCGGAGCUGGAUCGCCUCCUGCGCAGUCGACUGCUGUUUGCGAAGUCUUUAUCGAAGAUAUUUCCCGCAGCCGUGUCUGCGGCCGGUGAAAGGUCGUUCUCAGUAGCGACCGUCGGUCGGUUGGCCAUUGGAGUUGCUGCUGAACUUCCGAUAUCUUGGUCAGUUGCAGAAGUCAUGUCGAAUAGCGUUGUUGGAUUCUGGUGAAAUCUGUUGUAGAUGAUCUUCUCGUUUGAUUAGGGAUUGCAUAGGGAGUUCCAAAUAGGAUGAUGAGGUGAAGAAGCUCGGAGUCAGAGUAUGUAUUUCCUUUAUGGUCUGACGACAUUUUGGACCCGGAGACCUGGUUAUCACCGCUUAGUAGCUACACCUCACAGCCUCCUGCCAUUUCUAUGCAGUCUGCGCAUCGUCUUGAACAAGACCCCGCUCUGCGAUGGAAAACAGUUGAAGCCUUUGCGAAAUUACGGAGUUGACGGAGCAGACGAGCGUUGGCCAUGGUAGGCAUCGGCUGUCGAGCAAUUGCCAGUGCUGUCGUCGAUCGAUAUGAGGACCGAUCGCGGCCAGCGGUCGUUUGAAUUCGCUUUGGUCCAGUGUUGUACCUUGGGAGAUACCGUUUGGCGUACCCUACUUUCUGCAGUAGAGACGGCUCAAUGCGCAACAAGUAGCGUAUAGAGUACUUGCAGACAGAAUAAUAUUCCCUUCGCGCACAUCAUGGUAGGGACAGAGCUUGCAGAGGUUCAGGAACAACCAGAUCAGCAGCAGCGGCCGUCGAGGUGCCUUUCGAUAACGUGCAAGGACGCUGUCCGACGAGACAUCUUCGGUCAACCCAUGGCGAAGGCCAAGCAGACCAUACGCGGGAGCUCGUGGGAAGAACUUUCAGCGCCUUGGUUAGCGCCUGAGUUCGCUCUUCAAUUGAUUGUUCGGUAUGUGCAACGGCGACGAUGGUUUCCAUGCUUGUGUUGCUCUCAUGGCCUUGUCGAAAGAUGAUAGAUCAUGGAGCCUGAACGAGGCUAAUGACCAUCGAUUAUCAGCGUUCGAAUUGGAAGUGAAGUGAAGAAGCUAAGGCUUGUUGCGUGGCUGGGGACUGUUCUGCUCCCCUGUGCGCUUGGUCCAAUCGGCUCUGUUGCCAAGAGACCUGCAGCUUGUUCGGACCGUUGUGCGUGCUGCAGCUCGACGGCUAGAAAUCGAUAACAAAACGUCUCAUUGUCGUGAGACUUUUUCAGAGAGGCUCACACUUCGCCAUUGACUCACUCUUUCUCCGGAGACAACUUCACGCCCUUUACACCAAACCAAUCGCUCGACAACACACAAGAUCAAACACAUCAAGAUGGGGAAGGGCAAGGUUUGCUUGGCCUACUCAGGCGGUCUGGAUACCAGCUGCAUCCUCAAGUAUCUCAUGGUAAGUCCAACUGAGCCCCGCUACACAACAUCGUACCAGCCUUCGAGAGAUCGCACUUUCCAUUCGGAGGGCGUAACUUGCUCCUGCAAUCUCUUCCGACCCCAAUGGCUGACAAACAAGUCAGGAGGAGGGAUAUGAAGUCAUCUGCUUCAUGGCCGACGUUGGCCAGGAGGAGGACUUCGCGGCUGCCAAGGAGAAGGCCUUGAAGAUCGGAGCGACCAAGUGCUACAUCGAGGAUCUUCGCCGCGAGUUCAUCGAAGAGCUCUGCUACCCGGCCAUUGCCUGCAACGCCAUCUACGAGAACGUCUAUCUCCUCGGUACCUCACUCGCCCGCCCGGUCAUCGCCCGCGCCCAAGUCGCAGUCGCCCAGAAGGAGGGCUGCUUCGCCGUCUCUCACGGCUGCACCGGCAAGGGCAACGACCAAGUCCGCUUCGAACUCGCCUUCUACGCCCUCCAGCCAUCCAUCAAGGUCAUCGCACCAUGGCGAGACCCGGUCUUCUACAACAAGUUCAAAGGCCGACAGGACCUGCUAGACUAUGCCUCUGAGAAGGGUAUCCCGGUCACCAGCACCAAGAGCAAGCCAUGGAGUAUGGAUGAGAAUUUGGCACACUGCAGCUACGAGGCGGGCAUCCUCGAGGACCCCAACACCAGCCCACCAGAGGACAUGUGGAAGCUCACCGCAGACCCACUGAAAGCCCCAGAUACUCCUGAUGACUUCACCGUCACUUUCAGCAAGGGUCUCCCUGUCAAGCUCGAGUACGAGGGCGGCAAGAAGACUGUCACUGACUCCGUCGACCUUUUCUUGACCGCCAAUGCCAUUGCUCGCAAGCACGGCGUUGGCCGUAUUGACAUCGUCGAGAACCGCUUCAUCGGGCUGAAGUCCCGUGGCUGCUACGAGACUCCAGGCUUCACCAUGCUCCGUGCCGCACACAUCGAUCUCGAGGGCCUGGUCAUGGACCGCGAAGUCCGCGCUCUCCGCGAUCAGUUCGUCACCUUCAACUACGCCAAGCUUCUGUACAACGGCCUCUACUUCUCGCCGGAGCGUGAGUUUCUCGAGGACAGCAUCACUGCUUCUCAGAAGAAGGUCAACGGUAGUGUGCGAUGCCGAGCUUUCAAGGGCAUGUUCAGUGUCCUGGGACGCUGGUCGGACACGGAGAAGUUAUAUGAUGAGAGCGAGUCCAGCAUGGACGAGAUUGGCGACUUUGAGCCCAGCGACACUACUGGCUUCAUCAGCGUCAACGCCAUCCGUCUGAAGAAGUAUGGCAAGGCGAAGGAGGAGGCCGGCGACAGUCUGGUCAAGCACAAUGUGGCCGCUUAAGCGCCUUUGCGUCGGGCGUGGUAUUGGGAGUCUUGCUAGACGAGGAUACCUUUAAAUUCGAGCAAGCAACGACUGUAAUGUGAGCGAUUGACCUGUGACUACUAUCAAAGUGACGAUUUCCACUUCAUCAAGAGCGUUCUGCAUAAGAACGUUCAAUCGCUUGUGAUUGGACGAGGAUGCACGGGAGCUAGCGGCAGUACGAAGCCUCGACAGAUUUAUCCCCUUCGUGACAAUCCGACAAGGGGAAAUCUGUCGAGCUGGCCGGGCGCGAGUCUCAUCCUUCGUGUUGGAAAGUUUCCAGCGGUCACUCGCUCUGUCUCUGCAAAACAACGAGGCACGACGUUGGCGACGGCAACGAGGCGCCCAUCUUCAAUUGCUUCCUGACUACCCUGCUCUCCCACGCGUCUCUUGUGGAGCUGAUGAGAUUGAUUGUAAUUUCGAGACCACCACGAGAAUGACGGACAGCACGAGGCCAUUGAGAUCAGGGAUGCGCCUUCGAUGCCGUCUCGUCUCAGUGCUCUCCGGGCGCGUAAUCGAAAGGCACCGACGAGGUCACACUCCAGGAGACGCAGGCCGUGGCUGCGCAUUCCGUUCUCUGAAUAGCACGUCUGCCGGCGACGUUGUUCGCGAUCCGCCCUCCAGGCUCACCGCAAAUACUUCUCGUCUGCACUGGCAUGAUCUGAGUUCUGGCCUCGUUGCACCAGAUCGCGCGCGUCUACAGAGACGUCCCACAGGCCCACCGUCAGCGGAGCCUCAUCUUAUUACUCGACCGAGAUUACCACGCGGGUUCGUGUGAACAUGUCUCUUCCUCGGCUUCAGCAAGCAACGAACAACGGAGAAUUCGCAAUACUGAGUUGGAAGACAUCGACUUCUCUAUCUGACCGCAGCAUUUGCCGGCUUCAAUGAUGCGGUCAACGGUGACUCACAAUUGAAUGCAAUCCUGAAACACAGAGAAGAGCUCUCGAACUGUUUCAGCAGCUCACUGUGGCUGCUUGUCUGCAGAGUCUUUCCUGCUUGUUCUUUCACCCCGGCGAAUCAACGUCUCAGGACGCGCCAAGAAUUCGCAGCGCGCGCUUCUAGCAGUACGGCGCUUGUCCAGCCUCCCGACUACAUCUCCUAACAACACUGGAACUUCUGCAGAAGGAAGGCAUUUCUUGCAGAUACCGAGCCGGGACUCUGCUAAAGUGUUUCAUCUUGCUAACCGCCGGACACAGCGUUUACCUAUGGAACCCAAAGUUAGAACAGCCACUCGUUUACGCUGGAUUCCAUCACCGCCGAAUAGCUGUCCGGGAUGCUGUCUGUCUGGCCCGCCAGAUGGCAUUUUGUGAAACGUGGACCGAAGUCGUCUCAACAGUGCGAACCGUUUGGAUGCUCGACUCCGACCCUCAUGACCGCCUUGGGCCUGCCGUACAUGCCAAAAAGAGUCCAAGCUAACCAUUUAGUGGAAGCACGGAUGUUCGCUGCACUGCUUCCAAGCACGUUUCAUGUUGUACAAUGACGCUACCUGUAUCUGAUAUCCUGGCAUGUUGUGACUCUAUUGGGGAUGCUACCCAGACGCGCAUAUAGAAACCUACUCGCCCGCGCUUCAGCUUUGUCCUUCGAUCACAAUCAUCCACUGCUCCAACGGCAGUCUCGGUCAAUCGGUCGAGCUCAACGAGUCUCUUUGCAUCUUUUGCAUUUUCCUUUCGUCAUCAUUGGAGCUGGUCUCCUGUCAAAAUCAAUUAUUUUUUUUAUUGUCUAAUUACUCACACACGGCCGAAAUACCCAGCUCCGGUAGCUACGAUACAAGAGCAAAAUGGAUCUUCGACACGUCACGCCGCUUUCAGACGUCGACGUCAACGAAUUCGAAGACUUUCACUGCCCUGGUGGCAGCGCGAGUACUAAUGCCACCUACUUCCCUGAUAGAUGGUCCCCAGAGACGGUGAUGACGGCGAUCACCACACCUCCAAGGUCACCAAUGAUAAUCAGAGAAAGCGGAUCUCGACUACUACCCAAGCCUCGCGACCAAGACCAGGUCAUGGAAUCGGCUGCCAAAUUUGCCCACCUCCACGGCCACGGUCGGACGGCUUCACUGCCUAACAAUGUCUUUUCUUCCCAAUUUGGCCCAGCCUUGCCUCACAUGUCUGCGCGGCAAGGACGCUCUCCAAGCCCUCAUGGAGGGGCACAUGCCAUUUCCUCAGCCUCGUCUCGAGCGGCGUCGCCAUACGAGCACUUGAAGGCAGACGAGGCUGCACCCAGCCGGCCGUCGAUCAGCAACAUGAGAUCAGUGUCUUCCUCACAUAUCUCGAGCGUGCGCGCUCAUUCGCGCAAUAUCUCAUCUUCCAGCAUUGACGCGUCUCUUUUGAGCCGAUACGGAUAUCCGACCUAUCGCCAGAGCCCCACGCCACAACCAGUUGGCCCUAGCACUUCUUCCAGGUCCCGUACUCCCAGUGCAAUGAGCCAUCUUGCUCCCAUUGCUAUGCCAGGUGGUCAGGUCCAGAACUACCCAAACAAUCGCCGUACUAGCAGCCCACCCGCAAACCCUUCGCGUCUGUCUAUCGAGGUCGAGGCUCCGGCCGAACAAGACAUGAGAACCUCGACUGUCCUCGAGUACCUCACUGGUCCGAAUCCUACUCCUUCCCUCAUUCAGCGAAUCAACGACAGCAACAAGCUCCAGAACAGUCACUUCUGGUUCGAUAUCCGCAACCUUGGCGCCUGGUCUGAUUUCAACGUCGACACCAUUGCCUCUGUUCCAGGCCUCAUGGAGCUUCUCAAGAUUGACAUAUCUGUCAGUCUUCUGCCGACUCCAGCCAAGGCAAACCUCGCUCCAGAGACCCCGGCUCAGCUUGCAGACAUCUGCGCUGUUCAUCACGCCGUCAAGGUCAACGCCGCCCUUCGCGUCGCCCAAGGAGAGAAGCACAUUGCAAUGCGAACCCUCCGCACUGCCCCUGGCGCACGUCAACAGCCCGAAUUCGUUGCAAAUUACCAAUCCGACGCCGAGAAGACCAUCUUUGGCGACGGAAGAGGCAGAGUUGUCGGCAUCGUCAAAUCCUAUGACCAAUGGAAUUCAGGGUACAGGAAUGGCUCUCCUAUCGACAAGAUCCGCUACCUCGAACACCUGGCACAUCUUCACCGCUUCAUGCGCGAACAUGGCACGAGAUAUGGCUUCAUCAUGACCGAGAUCGAACUCGUGUGCGUCCGCAUGGGUGGGCCUCCAUCGGACACCAGCACCAUUCCACUCUUCGGAUACAUGGAAAUCGCGCCUCCCGUACAAAUCUCUGCUUCCGGUGUCAACGAGAACGGAAGCCUCAGGAUGACCGCGGGACUUGCUCUCUGGUAUUUGCACAUGUUGGCCAAGGAAGUGCCAUUCCCGGGACAGUUCCAUUGGAAGGUCGAUGUAGGUGGACCUGCUGCUCUGACGAGACAGAGACAUUUGCCACGGGAUGACUGGAUGCCGAAGGUCAAUCUGCAGGACAAGAGGGUUGGGAAGAGGACGAGAGGGUGGGUUUGGCCGGAUGAGCCGCUCCAUAAGAGGGAGUGUGGGAGAGUUGGGAGAAGGCGGUAGGGAACUCCCGAGUUGGGGAGGAAUGUUAAUGGUGACUUGGUGUUUGAAAAAGUUAUGACGAGUACACGGCCGAUCUUGCGCGAGAAGAAAGAAGCAUUUGCAGGCGUUUGAUACCCCAUUCCAUUGAAACGAGCCAGCUACCAAGAGGGGGGAAAGAGCUGCUGUUGAGCGCAUAGCCAAGGGCGUCUUGAUAAGAUCCUACAAGAAAGGGAAAAAGUAACCUAUUCACACAAUCCUCUCCCUGUCUUCCAUCAAUCAAACUGGGUUUCGUCGCCACACUCACAACUUCCCCUUCACCAGAUUCCCAAUCAUCUGCGCCCCCGUAAUGCGCGUCGUAGCCCACAAAGUAGGGAAAUCCAACGUACUGCUGAACGUAUCCGCAUAUCCAAACCCGAGCAUCGGCGGAAUCCAGCCACGCGCAUACUCCAAUGCAAAGCAGGAAGAUUCCAUCUUGUACUGCUUCACCUCGCCGCGCCGGAGAUGGUGCACGGAUCCGGCAGGGUAGAUUUCCGCGCUGUAGGAGCCGGGUCCGGGUUUGUAGGCGAGCUGGGUUCCGGUGAGAAUGUGGAAGUAGUCAUCUGCGGUGUGGCGGCCGGUGUGGCCUUCUGUUCCGAUGGCGGUGCCGAAGAUGAUGAGAUAUUCGGUUAUGCUGGCGUGGAUGAUGUACAUUGCGCCCAUGGCGCCGCCGGCGUUGUUCUACAGGAGAGAUCGUCAGCUGGGCGUCGAUACGCUUUUUUUUAAUUGUUUUCCUGUUGGGACUUACAAAGACCCAUUCCUCCUCGAUGUUAAUGUAGGACUUGAUCGCUUCAUCACUGCGGAGAUUGGCGACGAUGUUGGCGACGAUGGCUUCGGUGUUGUUUCCAUGCUGAUCAAUUGCGCCCAAGGCAAUCUUAUGCAAUUGGUCGGGGGUGAAGAUGUAGAAGCUCUCGAGGUUUGAUUCGAGAUAGACGUAUAGCCCAUAGAGGAGCGCAAUGGUCAGAACCAAAGUGGUGAGUCUAUUAUAGUCCAUGAUGGGACAAGAGUUGAUGAGAAUGCGCUCAAGAGCGUGAUGAAAAAUAAAUGAAAGAACACGGCUGUCCAAACGCCGGGGAGUCGCUGUGCAGUGGUUGUGGUUGCUUGAUGAAGGCCGCGUGCGAAUUGGUGUUUUUAACCUUCCGAAAAGGGAUCGGAUCGUACGAGUAAGCAGCCAUUGACCACCUUGUGGCCCAAGCUUGCGCAUUGGAAAGCCGAUAUAUACAUGUCUGUUUCAAGCAGUCUGCAUCAAGAAGACAGGAUCUUAAGUCUGCGACUCCUGAUAACGACGAGAUAUUUGCUAUUUGUCCCCUCACAGUGGUGGAUAUUGCAUGAGACAAUUGGGCUGCGGAGGUGAGCAAUGAAAUAGCGAAGCCGAAGAGUUCAUGGUUUACUACCAUAUUUCAACCGAUUGACGCUUGGCUGCUGCUGUCGCUGCUUGAUUGCUAGGUAUCGUUUGAAUGGAUAAGACGAGCUUCCUGCUCUCCUCUCCUUGGUAUCAAUUCCUGCACCGAACUCCACGCUCCCAUGCCCGCUGAAUAUAAGAUCAAUGCUGUAUCGCUUGCUGCAAGGAAACCACCGACCCGAUCACAUGCAACAGCUCAAUCAUCCGCUGGAGUAUCCAAAUGGCCAAACGCGUCUCAUAUGAGAGCCUUCAGCUCGUCACACGUCGCACCCACAGCCCCUCCUCGCCGCCCUCCUUACGUCGUGUCCGUGCAAUAGCGAUGCCGAUCUCGCGUUCUUCCAACCGGACUUCUUCCAGCGUCUUCCGCAGCUCGUCCAACUUCUUCUUAGCCUCCUUCAUCUCCGCGAACGAGACAUCGAGUGGGCUCGCACUCUCCACCUUGGCCAGCUCUGCAAUGGCACGUUGAAUGUUGCGUCUCUGGUGGAUCUUGUCCUGCUCUUGGCGCUCGAGCUCUUCAAGGCGUGACAUGGGCGUAACGGGAGUGAGGAGAUCAGGUGGUGGUGGCAGCUUCUUGACUGAGCCUUGGCCGCUCUCGAGCGAUGCGCGCGGGGUCGUGCUGAGCUUGGAUUUGGUAGACUCGGGAUUGCCUACAGCCUUGCGUGGGGGUGUCCAAAUUUCUCUGUCCAGACGCUGAAUGGGUCGAUGGCGCGACAGAAUCGAUUGGACCGGCGGCGAUUUGUACUUCGAAGGCACUUCAGGCGGCGGGCUCGGCGGCGGCGAGACAGGACGAGCUUGGUAAGUCAUGUUGGCGUUGGUGUUGACGGUGCUCCAACUGAAGCGACUUGCAGGCAAGAGUUCGCCGGUUUGCUGCACGCUGUGUCGAGUGUCGGUUGAAGGUCGGUUGAGGCUUGGAGAAGGUGCUGCAGUCGUCCAAUUGAAGUGGCUGAUUGGGUUGCGAUCAGUUGCUCGGCCCGCGAAGUCGAUUGCUUCGGGUGACGUCGGGCUGUCAUGCGUUGGUAAGUUCUCUGGCACAAGCGAGUGAAGGCCAGGCGCGGGCUUGCGCUUGAUCGACUUGACGCCGGGAUUCAGAGGUGUCUCGAAUGGAUUCACUGACGCAACUUUCAGACCGCGUGGAGUGUCUUGGGAGUUCGUGUCGUCGACUGAGACCGGAGAGACGGGAUCCCAGUCCUCGUCCCAUCCAAGUGGUGGACUGUACUCGUCAACAUCUUCGUCGUCCAAAACCGAGACUGGAGAGGGCUCUCGGGAGCUUCUAGGCCCUGCUUUCGGGUAUUUUCGAGGAGAGUACCGGGUCGCCUGAAAUGCUCCGUCGUAGAUAUUCUUGCGAGGCUGAUGGACUUCUGUUGUCCUGCCACGUUGGUCUAUGUCUCCCUUCCCCGGAGCACCGUACUUCUUACCAGAAGUGUCGAGUCGCGAAGGCUUGUGAAGAAUAGAACGGACCCGCUUGAGAAUUGGCAAGCUCGACUGCCAAACUUGAGGUCCCUGAUCCUGAAUCUGCUGAUUGGGGUGUGAACGGUACGAUGGAUGAGCCGACUUCUGUAUUCGGAGAGGUGGUAUGGAAGGCAUGUCUGGGUGAUCGAGCAUAGGGCCGUCGUAGUCUUCCGAAUAACUGGAUGCUGUUGGAGCACGAGAAGCUGGAGUGUGUUGUUGUCGUCCCCGAGGAGGGUCUCUUUGGAGGGAAGACGAGGGCAUGAUCAUGGCACUCGAGCUUGUGUUUGUGCAAGUGAUCGAUUAGUGUUCACGGUCUCACCGAACCGCACGUGCAGCCGUGGUCUCCAGCAUCCGGGCACCGGGGUCGCUCAAUGAAGGUUUAGUAGGAGAUUGAUUUGCCUGUGACGCGUGGCGUCGCAGUGUUGUGCUGGAUUUUUGCUCGGUCACCACUCGAGUUGAGCGAGGAAUGAGGAGCGUGAUGGGCGUGAGGAAGGAUAACAAUCUUCCCUGUAGAAUAAAUGUGCGCUAGCCGUCAUCAGGUUUGCACAUUGGUUGGAGAUAUGCAAAGGACGGCGGUCGCCAACUUGUUUUACAGUCACAGCCGUGUCGGCGGAUUGUUAUAGACGCGUUUGGUGUGUUUCAUCUUACAGCGUUUGAAGGGAUCGGGAUUGGGAGAAGAUGAUUCGCUCCCGUGGCCUGCCUUAUAACUUCCCGGCAGCAGGGAGCGCUAGAGGCGGGCGGCAGGGAGGGAAAGGUGGCGCCAUGCGUUUCGUAGCCGCUUACAACCUAACAUCGCCCGUCCGACGCCGAGAGCUGUUGCCGACCUGCAACGACUAAUAACAACCCACGACUUCAUAUCACACGACAGCAGGCUUCGCCGCAUUCUAGCAACCAUGGACGAAGGUCAGAGCUGUGUCUCAGGUUGCUACGCGCCUGCAACGUUCUCGGCUGACGGCCAGUAGCUUCCAAUAAUGCUUCCGGCGCUCCUCCAGCGACUCAAGUGUACGCAAUGAUCCGAUUGUUCCCCUUACGCCGCCAGCGUGUAGACACAUCGGAACGCUAUCGCUCCCAUUGUGGAACCCAGUGGUCGAGCUGGGCGCUUCAGCGAUUCGACCAACAUCAUGAAAUUCGAAAGCCCGAGAGAGAUAGCGUUCCGACGUGUUGAGAUGUUGUACCGAAUGCCAGCAAACUGACACAUCAGACAGGGCCACGAUCGCCACGCCCAUCAACCUCAUCCUCCUCUCGCUCUUCAUGAUUCUGGUGUAUAUGCGCCUGAGACCCAACAAAACCGCCACGACCCUUCCCGCUGCUCCCCCACCAACAGUCUUCAAGGUCUUCACUCCUCCACAACUGCUCCCAUUCAACGGCACAAACAGCAUGCCCGUAUACCUAGCAGUUCGAGGCAAGAUCUUCGACGUGACUCCCGGCCGCAACUUCUACGGUCCCGGUGGACCUUACCAGAACUUUGCCGGCAGAGAUGCUUCAAGAGGAUUGGCUUGCGGAAGUUUUGAUCUGGAGAUGCUUACGGAGGAUCUAAACGGUCCGCUGGAUAAGUUGGAGGAUCUGGGCGGUGAAGAGAUGGAGGCGCUGAAGGGGUGGGAAGAGAGGUUCAAUGAGAAGUAUUUGGUGGUUGGCAAGCUGGUGCCGGUCGGUCACCCAGAGGCAGAGCCAGAUGAGAAGGCGUCGUAG
Molecule: messenger RNA, 37473 nt
Organism: Lecanosticta acicola
Lineage: Eukaryota; Fungi; Ascomycota; Dothideomycetes; Mycosphaerellales; Mycosphaerellaceae
Source: the annotation of a GenBank genome assembly